This is a messenger RNA of Leptidea sinapis, 3938 nucleotides long. It is a transcript of the gene Ranbp21, whose product is annotated as exportin-5. The transcript has 8 exons. Gene Ontology annotation, molecular function: nuclear export signal receptor activity; RNA binding. The coding region runs from base 124 to 1296 and encodes 390 amino acids. Gene Ontology annotation, cellular component: nucleus; cytoplasm; RNA nuclear export complex. Gene Ontology annotation, biological process: RNA export from nucleus; protein export from nucleus. The record is from RefSeq and is a predicted model, not a curated record. NCBI's taxonomy places the organism in Eukaryota, Metazoa, Arthropoda, Insecta, Lepidoptera, Pieridae.
UUCCCGCACGCGCUGGCUCUGGGCCGCGUGUUGCACGAGCUGCACGCGCCGUACGCCGCCGCGCUGAGACACCCCGCACACGCGCGCGUGCUCCUGCCGAGCGCGUGCGAGCGUCGCAACCUGAUGGGUGUGCGAGAUACCGACUCGCCGCUGGCUCCGCCCGCCCCGCCCGGCCCGCCCGCGCCGCAGGAGCGCAUGCAGAACUUCCUGCACACGCUGCAUGAAAAUGUGUGCCAGCUGGUGGGCGCGGCGGCCGCGUCGCUCGGUCGCGAGCUGUACGGCGCGCAGGGCCUGGCGCGGGCCGUGUGCGACGCGCUGCUGGCGGCGCCGCGCCUGCCCGACCACUGGCUGCGCCGCGUGCUGCGCUCGGCGCUGCGCCCGCUGCUGCUGCACUGUCCGCCCGCGACCUACCGCGACGUGGCGCUGCCGCUGCUGCGGCACGCCGCACCGCUCAUGGUUGUGCACUUAUCGCAGCGAUGGGAGUAUGUGACGUCACUUUACGAGUCCGGCAAGCUGGAGGAGGAGAGCGGCAGUGAGUCUCAGGAGGUACUUGAGGACAUGUUGGUGAGGCACCUCACGCGGGAACACCUGGAGGUACUCAAGGUGUCGCUCGUGGAAGGCACAGUGAGCACUGAAUAUAGCAAUGUGGAGAUGGAAGAGGACAUAUGCGGCGGCGGUGGGGGGAGUCGUGCGCCCGACCACGUGUCUGAGUUGGGCGCCAUGGUGCUCGCAGACCCCGUAGCGGGCCCGGCCGUGCUACACACAAUACUCCGCGCGCUGACCUGGAACGACUCGACGUCGUCGCUGCGAGCGUGCGCGCUGGCGAUGCCGGCGCUGCGGUCGGCGCUGGCCAGCGGCGCGGUGGGCGCGGCCGACGCCGACGGCGCGCUGGCGGCGGCGCUGCACGCGCUGCGGCUGCACGGACAGCACGACGCCAACCAGGCCGCGCUGCUGGCGCUGGCGCUGCAGGCGUACGAGGCGCUGCGGCCCGUGUUCCCGGGCGUGAGCUGCGUGCUGGCCGCCAUCCCCGACGUGGACGCGGCCGACCUGCGGCGUCUGGACGACAAACUGGCCGCCGCCAACACACGCCCGGCCAAGCUCGACAAGAGCAAACGAGACCUCUUCAAGAAGAUCACUUCUAAGUUGAUCGGCAGAAACGUCGGGCAGCUUUUUAAGAAAGAAGUAUUUAUAUUAGACUUGCCCACAAUGCACGUGCCCAAAGAUAAACCGCGCAACGCUGUGGAUGCGCCGGAGGGGGCGGGGAUUGACAAUCUGUUCGCGAACGCGCCCACCUAGCGCCUGCGCGCAGUUUGUGUUUCGCGACGCGCAACCAAUUAGGUGGAGCGGUUCGGUCGCAUGUAUUUCGAGCACCCCGAUUGGUCCAUCUCCUUCCGUUUCAGAGCGCGUCAUUAUAACGGCUAAUGCGAACGUGAAAUAUACAUAUUUUUUAAUUGUGAGUACGACUAAUCAUUGCGCCUAGGGUAUUUAACAUUAAUUCAUUACGCGACCUGUGAUAAUAAAUAGCAUUUUGUAUAUGAUGUUUGCUUCAAGCGCUUCAAUUGAUUAAUUAUUAAUAUAAUUCUGUAAUGAAAUUCGCGUUAUUAAAUUGGUGUUUAUAUUGUAUAUUUUUUUUUAAUGAUUAAUUGAUUUUAAUUUUAUGUGUCGGUCGAUAUUGUAGCAGAUUGGAUGUUCCUAUGUGAGGUUGUAAUGAUGACAGUUGCACUUCAGAGUCAGAAUAAUUGAACUCGUUACAAUAGUGAAUAAGUUAUUAAUAGAGAGUCUCAUUUUACUGCAAUAUUGUUUAGGGUCUUCAUGCUGUGUGAACAUUUGCAUUUGUUUUGUUACGUUACGUAUUAUUUUAUUGUCUUAACAUCAAGCAAAAAUGCGUAAUGGAAUAACCUGUUAUCUAUUCGCCAAAUAGAUCACAAAGCCCCAAACAGCACUUUGUACAUAUAUAUACUUUUACUUUGUACAUACACAAACAGAAAUAAGUUGUUGGGAAUCAAGAUUUGUAGGAUGUACGAAGGUUAAAUUUUGUAUUGAUUGUUGAUAUACAAAUUCGCAAGUUUAAUUUUUACUUUGUAUAUUAUUAUUAGAAACAAAUAGUAAAUUGUCUCUUGUAACGUGAGAAAAACAAAGACUGAAAAACGACCUAAUGUACUAAUUCGACGCAGUUCCUCCUGCUUUGUAAUAUUUUUCAAAUUUUGUUAAUUAAAUAAUACUUUGAAAUUUUCUGAAGCUUUUCAGUUAUAUUGAAAUCGUUUGGUGUAUAUUUUUAUAUUAGUUUAGCACCACAUCAUAAAGAUUCAUACAGUACAUAGUAAUAAACCCAAGAUAGGGGUGUCGUUCGGGCAAUUCGUGCGACAUUGUUGUGUGUGUGUGUGAUACUAGUUGUUUGAGUUUAAAUCAGUGAACAAUUGCGGGCGUUACUUUUUUUGUUAGUCUUUGCUGUUAGUUAUCUUAUUGUCUACUGCUUUAUGUGUCUUAGUUAGCCAACUUGCACAGUGAAUAUUUUGUGACAAAGUAAAUAAAGUCCUCGUACAAUUUGUGAGUCCAAUUCCGUCGCUCGAUUGACGAUGGAGAUCAAAACUUUAAUAUUCGUUAUCGCAUGGAGAUGGUAUGGGUAAAAGGAAUUUAAGUCGUGUGGCAUGGAUAUAUAUCUAUAAACAAUGAUAUCGUGAAUUCCGCAAUAGUGCAUAUGCCCAAAAAUUUAAUGUUGUAAUCUACGUUGAGGCAAGGAAAAAAGUAUUUUCAAUAAUAGAUAGAAUAGAUAAAAUAUAUCAACCCGUUCUCUUUUAUGCAUCAUUUUACAGGCUUAAAGCAUUGAUAGUAUUAAACGAGCUGGCUAAUUUUGCAGUAGCAUUUCAUAGAACACAUAAAACCAGCACCAAGCCUAGAUUUUAUAGCACUUUAGAGCCCUAAAGUGCAUAAUAAUCGUAAUAAACUUUGGAUGAUAAUAAUUUACCUGCAUGUUAUAAUGAUAGGGUCAGGUUCGUCUAUUAGCACCACUUUGUUCUCUCAAUCACUCUUUGAACACUAUUUUAGCAAGUUAAAACGGUUCAUUGUAACGUCUGUGAAAGUGAAUAUUCCAAUAUAGGUAAAUAACUUUAACUAAAAAUAAAAAAUGUGAGCCGUCACGGGACGCCUGGCAGAUGUGAAACAUCGACAUUAUUUUGUAAAAGUGAUAUGCAGAAAAGAACAUAUUGUGAUAGGAACUAAAUAUGUCAUAAUGAUAAAAUAAAAUAUUACGAUUUUUUUCCAGAUAACGAUGACUAUUUAUUGAAUAAACAUUUAUUUUCAUUAAAUACAAAAAUUUACGAAUUUAUUUCAAAUCGUGACUACUUAAUUCGUUUAAUCAGUGACUUAGUAGUUAUAUUCGAUGUUGAUGACAAGGCGACGGGACGCCACGGCAUGCGUCGCCACGCCAGAAAUUUACGUGCGGCUAUAGAUGUUUCACAUCAAAAAGCUUUAAAUGACAGAGUUGCCAGUUGUCAGUCAGUUCUGUGGCUAUUAAACAAAAACAACAUGGCGUGUAACAGAAAAUAUAAAAAACAAACGUCAAUAAAGGAUUUUCACGCCAAAAACAACAGGUCUUUACCUAAACAAAGUCUUAUUAUUACUAAAAACCCGAUCAAAAUAUGCGAUUAUGACAUUAACUACUUCUGGACCUGGAUUAAGUUAGAAGGUAGGGUUUGUAUUAGUAUUUUAUUCUAUUGUAAUAAUAAUUGUCCUCCGAUUAUGUGUUCCGGGUGCUGUAUGAAUCUUCACUUAGCGCACAGUAGUCACAUGCUCGUGAAUGUAAAUAUUGUUCGGUGAAAUCGUGUCGCGUUCGCAUCGAGCCCUAUACAAUGUUAGCUAGCCAUAUCGUACUCGUACUGUAAACUGUUCGUAUGUGAAUUAUAUAAUAUUAUUAUUUAAAAAAUAUACUGUUAAGCAGC